AAUACCAGAAAGAAGAUACGAGUUUUUUCUGGUAAUGUUUUUUGCUACUGAUGAGAUCAACAGGAAUCCUUAUGUUUUACCGAGCAUGUCUUUGACAUUCUCACACAGUGGUGGCAUGUGUGAAGAUAUAGAUGAAUUUCUGGAAACAAUAUACUUAUCACAAAAUAAUCCUUUGCAUUUUAUUAAUUAUGAAUGUGGAAUACAGGGAAGAUGUGGUGUAGACCUUAUAGGACCAUUAUGGACAACAUCCUUAAAACUGACAAUUGAUUCUAGAUUUCUGAAGGUUUUCUUUGGACCAUUUAAUCCUAACUUGAGUGACCAUGACCAGUUUCCCUAUGUCUAUCAGGUAGCAACCAAGGACACACGUUUGUCUAAUGCUAUGGCAUCCUUGAUGGUUCAUUUUAGAUGGACUUGGAUAGGACUUGUCAUCUCAGAUGGUUACAAGGGCAUUCAAUUUCUCUCAGACUUGAGAGAAGAAAUGCAAAGGCAUGGGAUCUGUUUAGCAUUUGUGAAUAUGAUCCCAGAAACCAUGCAGAUAUACAUGACAAGGGCUAAGAUAUAUGAUAAACAAAUUAUGGCAUCAUCAGCCAAGGUUGUUAUCAUUUAUGGUGAAAUGAACUCUACCCUAGAAGUCAGCUUUAGAAGAUGGGCAUAUUUAGGUGUUCAGAGAAUCUGGAUCACAACCUCACAAUGGGAUGUCAUCACAAAUAAAAAAUAUUUCAGUCUUGAUUUCUUCCAUGGUACUGUCACUUUUGCACACCACAACAAUGAUAUUACUAAAUUUAGCAAUUUUGUACAAAUAAUAAACUCUUCGAUGUAUCCAAUAGACAUUUCUCAGAUUAUGCAGAAGUGGAAUUAUUUUAAUUGUUCAAUCUCUAAGAACAGCAAUAGCAAGAUGGAUCAUUUUAUAUUCAACAACACAGAGGAAUGGUUAGCACUGCACAAAUUUGACAUGUCCCUGAGUGAAGAAGGUUACAAUUUGUAUAAUGCUUUGUAUGCUGUGGCCCACACCUAUCAUGAACUCAUUCUUCAAAAAGUAGAAUCUCAGCAAAUCAAAGAAUCCAAAGGAAUAUUCAAUGACUGU
Molecule: messenger RNA, 1084 nt
Organism: Grammomys surdaster
Lineage: Eukaryota; Metazoa; Chordata; Mammalia; Rodentia; Muridae
Product: vomeronasal type-2 receptor 116-like
Exons: 2
Biological process (GO): G protein-coupled receptor signaling pathway
Cellular component (GO): membrane
Molecular function (GO): G protein-coupled receptor activity
Source: RefSeq, a predicted model, not a curated record